CUGAGUAGAGUGUUCUCUGUUCCUACUAUGAAUUUUGUUUCAAAAUGUCGACGAUCUCAAGGAUGAUUAUCUUUAUAAGUAUUCUUUCAGCAUGCCUAGCAUUUAGGCCACUGGAGCAUGCACCAUCAAUCAUCUUCAUGGAUGUAAUCGAUAGUAUCGGGUCUGCUCGUAUGGAAUCUGGUAGAGGAAAUGGUGACAGUGAGGUGCAAAGGACUAUGCUUGAGCUUCUCAAUCAACUUGAUGGAUUCAAAGCGUCAAACAAAAUCAAGUUGACUGUUGAUAACUUGAUAUGGCGGUGGCGAAUGUAAUAGAAAGACACAGAGAAGAACAUGUCUCUGCUUAAGAUGUGGAAGUAGGAAUCUCCUUUUGGCUUCACUAUCAUCAACACUGGCUAUACAACACUGUGCUAUCUGACAAUAAAUUUUCAAAUUCAACACAUGUGGCAUGUGUCAUGAACAAUCUCUAAAAACUAUCCGUUAUGAACAUACUGUACAUAAUAAAUCCUUUAUUGUCGUCGACAACACAAA
Molecule: messenger RNA, 527 nt
Organism: Capsella rubella
Lineage: Eukaryota; Viridiplantae; Streptophyta; Magnoliopsida; Brassicales; Brassicaceae
Product: 26S proteasome regulatory subunit 8 homolog B-like
Exons: 3
Coding region: 45-308 (87 amino acids)
Biological process (GO): proteasome-mediated ubiquitin-dependent protein catabolic process
Cellular component (GO): proteasome regulatory particle, base subcomplex
Molecular function (GO): proteasome-activating activity; ATP hydrolysis activity; ATP binding
Source: RefSeq, a predicted model, not a curated record